Messenger RNA from Striga hermonthica, 1098 nucleotides. Lineage: Eukaryota; Viridiplantae; Streptophyta; Magnoliopsida; Lamiales; Orobanchaceae. The record is from the annotation of a GenBank genome assembly.
AUGGGCGAAAAAAUCGAGACGACAACCGUGAUCAUCGUGGGCUCGGGCCCAUCGGGCCUCUCGACCGCAGCCCACCUACACCACCUCUCGAUUCCCUACAUCCUCCUCGAGCGGGAGGACACGUUCGCGCCCUUGUGGCAGAAGUUUUGCUACGACCGUGUCCACCUUCACCUCGACAAACGCUUUUGCAAGCUCCCGUUCGCAGCCUUGCCUGACGGCACGCCCGGCUACAUGUCUCGGGCCGACUUCGUGGACUACCUAACUGACUACGUGUCGCGGUUCGAAAUCAAGCCAAGGUACGGCCGCAGGGUUGUCGAGGCGAAGCACGACGCGGAGUCGUGUUGGUACCGGUCGAGAUUUGUGGUUGUGGCGACGGGGGAGACAUGCGACCCGUGGGCCCCACCGGUGGAGGGGCUCGACGGGUUCGGAGGGGAGGUGGUGCACUCGACUGAGUAUAAAAACGGGGCGAGAUUUUCGGGAGAGAGGGUGUUGGUGGUUGGGGCCGGGAAUUCAGGGAUGGAGAUCGGGCUCGAUUUAGCUAACCAUGGGGCCAAGGCCUCGAUCGUCGUCCGGAGCCCGAUGCACGUAAUUACGAGGGGAAUGGCUUACGUGGGAUUGGUGAUGUUGAAAUACGUACCCUUGAAAUGGGUUGACUUUAUGUUGACCGUCAUGAGUAAGGCCGUGUUUGGGGACCUGACAAACUAUGGAAUCCAAAGUCCUAAGGAGGGCCCAUUUACCAUGAAAGUCAAACAUGGUAAAUAUCCUGUUAUUGACGUCGGAACAAUCGGCAUGAUCAAGACUGGUAAAAUCCAGGUGUUGCCAGGGAUAAGCUACAUUAAAGGCAAUAAGGUGCUGUUUGAGAAUGGGAAAGAAGAUACAUUCGAUGCAAUUGUGAUGGCCACAGGAUUCAAACGACCUACCAAACAGUGGCUUAAAGAUUACUAUUUGCUUAAUGAUAAUGGGCUUCCUAGAAAUCCUUACCCCAACCACUGGAAGGGCAUUAAUGGGCUAUAUUGUGCUGGGCUGGCCCAUAGAGGACUGCCUGGAGCCGGCAUGGAUGCCCAGAAAAUAGCCCAUGACAUCAAGAACCAGCUCUAA